CCCUACCAAGCAGCAAGCCCAAGACGUAAACGACAGACAAGCCUCAGGAUCCCUCACCAUGGUUAUAAUGAAGAAGACUGCAGGCCUCCUCGGUCCUCUACUCCUUCUCUUCACGGCCUCCUCUGCCUCUGCGCAAAACGUGAGCACUUAUGUCAACCCAGCCGUGCCGACGGGCACCCCCGUGCCUGGCAAUUACACGGGUGGUCUUCGGCCGCAGGUGCACUUCUCACCGCCCCAGCACUUCAUGAACGAUCCCAACGGUAUGUUUGUGGAUGCAAACGGGACAUGGCAUCUGUACUAUCAGUACAACCCAACGGGCCUCGCUGCUGGCAACCAGCACUGGGGCCACGCGACGAGCCAGGACCUCUAUCAUUGGGAGAACCAGCAGAUCGCCCUGUUCCCGCCUGAAGAAUAUGUCUAUGUCUUCUCUGGGAGCGCCGUCGUCGACGUCAACAACACCUCUGGCUUCUUUCCAGACCAGGACAACGGCGUCGUGGCCAUGAUGACCCUUGCGCGCUAUUAUGAGGACGGCUCGGCUGGUCCUCAGGUGCAGGGCAUCGCCUACUCUCACGACGGCGGUUACACUUUCCAGUACUAUGACGGGAACCCGGUCAUCAACAGCACGAGCAGCCAGUUCCGCGACCCCAAGGUGAUCUGGUACGAGGACCACUGGGCCAUGGUCGUGUCGUAUGCGCAGGAGUUCGUCGUGGGCAUCUACACGAGCCCUGACCUGAAGAAUUGGACCCAUGCCUCCAACUUCUCCCACCACGGCCUGCUGGGCGCCCAGUACGAGUGCCCCAACCUCGCCAAGCUGCCCAUCCGCGACACCAUCGGAGGCUCCGUCGUCAGCGACGAGGCCUACGUGAUGGCCAUCUCCGUCCAGCCGGGCGCCCCUCUCGGCGGCUCCAUCACGCAGUAUUUCCCAGGGACCUUCAACGGGACGCACUUUGAACCCUUGGACAGCGCCACCCGCCUCACCGACUUCGCCAAGGACAACUACGCCGCCCAGUUCUUCUACGGCACCCCAGACGGGUCCGACGCCGUCAGCAUCGGCUGGGCCUCCAACUGGCAGUACACCCAGACCGUGCCCACGGGCAACCUUGAGGGCUGGCGCAGCGCCGCGACCCUUCCGAGAGCCCACUAUCUGACCAACGCCACGCGCAUCGGCUGGGUCAUGGCCAGCCAGCUGGUCGACCCGUCGCCUGUGCUGCUGGGCGCGCCGCUCAACACGACGACCUUCGAGGGCAACGCCUCCAUCGCCGUCGACUAUGCCUCUGUGUCGUCUGGCGCCCUGUACAUCGACGCCAACGUGACGGGCCUGAACGCGAGCACCAUAACAGGGUCCUCCACGCUCAACAUAUCCUUCACCAGUCCAUCCUCUGGCGAGGUGCUCCGGUCUGGCUUCUUCUUUGGCGGGGACCAGCCGUAUUUUAUCGACAGGGGCCUGAUCCGCGGCUUCGACAAUGUCUUUUUCACCGACAAGUUCUCUGUCGCUGAUGUGUGGAACACCACCUCUGGCAGCUGGCGUGUCCAGGCUGUCAUCGACAGGUCUGUUCUUGAGGUCUAUUUGGACGGCGGCGUGCAUGCUGCUACGGUCUUAUUCUUCCCCAACGAGCCGCUGACGCUUAUGAGCUUUGCUACGGCGGGCCUGCCUGCUGGGGUGGAGGUCAGCGUUGCGGUCUGGGCGCUGGAGAGCGCGUGGGCUGCGUAUGAGGACGAGCAGGGAACUGUCGUGGGUAAUGUCACUGACACGACGGGGACGGCUGCCAGGAGGGAUAUGGUGUAUGAGGCUACUUGGACUGUGUAGUGUCUGUUCCUAGUACUCAUAUAGGAGUAUAAAAUCUGGUCAUUUCUCAC
Molecule: messenger RNA, 1857 nt
Organism: Cryphonectria parasitica EP155
Lineage: Eukaryota; Fungi; Ascomycota; Sordariomycetes; Diaporthales; Cryphonectriaceae
Product: family 32 glycoside hydrolase
Exons: 1
Coding region: 59-1807 (582 amino acids)
Biological process (GO): sucrose catabolic process
Cellular component (GO): fungal-type vacuole
Molecular function (GO): sucrose alpha-glucosidase activity
Source: RefSeq, a predicted model, not a curated record